CAACAUCUGAGCUCCUUACAGUAGUGUGCUGACAGCUGAGUCAUGAAGCAGUGUGGUUCUCUGAUCCUGACGGCGGCGCUGCUGGUGCUGUUCGUCGGUUCUGGUACUGGAGAAUUACCUUUUCAAAAAUGUUUCAAUGCAACAACAAUUGCAAAUAUGAAGGCACAAAUUUGUACUUCUGUGGGAAUUCCUGAUAACCAGUGCAAACAGAAGGAACCGAAGAUAAAGGCUUGCUGCACAAACAUCAUGAAUGCCAAUAAGGCAACCAUCGUCAACUGCAUGAGUUCCACGGCGGGCUUCACCGUUCCUCCAAAAGCUCGAAAUCAGCCAAUUGAAGCUUUGGAAAAGGCAAUAAAGACUCAACCGACACUAUGUACCCAAGUCCCCGGGUUGAUGACCUGCUUCGAGACACAAAUAAACAUGACUCAGAAGCUCUCACAAUGUCUCAGUAAAACUUCCGGGUAAAGGGCCACUAAAACGUCAACACACCUGAUGAACACUGGAACUCCCUGAGAAAACAUGGAAAAUUCACGGACGUCCUUCCCUGAUUAUCUUUUCUUCUCUAUUACUCAAGAAUCUUCCUGAUGAUUAUUUGAAGAUUCUUCUUUAAAAUUCAUCAGAAGUUUCGUAAAUGAUGAUUCCUGACAAUCUGUUAUUGUCUCAUCGUCACAACUUCUGUCUCCAUCAAAGUUAAAAAAAUUAUAAACAUCUAUUUUAGUUAGAUACGAGAAAAUGACGAUGUUUCUCUACGACACGAGAACAACACGAGAGAAACAACACAAGAAGCAAAUACAACAAAAAAAAACUGAGAAAGCAGAAACAUACCUGUUUUAAACACAGCAACACAACAGUUACUUGUAUAUUAUAAGGUAACUAAAAUACCAACAUUACCUACGGAAGUAA
This is a messenger RNA of Cherax quadricarinatus, 903 nucleotides long. RefSeq lists its product as uncharacterized. The record is from RefSeq and is a predicted model, not a curated record. NCBI's taxonomy places the organism in Eukaryota, Metazoa, Arthropoda, Malacostraca, Decapoda, Parastacidae.